AUGAGCUCUUUAAUCUUAUCCUCCUCAAACUCAACUAGUACAGAUGGUUGUGUAGUUUGCCCGGAUAAACCAGAAUGCCCAUCUUGUAAUGACGACGAAUUAUGUGUUUUGACUCCAAUGACUUGUUACUCAUGUCCAACUACCUAUUGUGCACAAAAUACAAACAGCACCACUCUAGGAAACUCAACUAACAAUGGUUCAAAUUCAAAUAAUGGUUCAGGUCAUAAUGGUAGUGUCCCUGCCAUCGUAGGUGGUGUAGUAGGUGGAAUCGUCGCUUUAUUCUUAAUUGCAACCUAUUUCCUAUAUAAAAAAUAUUGGAAACCUAAAAAAGAUGCUGAGAGGAAAGAAGAUAGCGAUAAAAGAUUGAGCAAACUAUUAGGAUCCGUGUACGACGGAGAUCUGGAAGACCUUGAAGAUGACGACGACUUGUUCUCAGAUGAUGACGACUUAUUAUCUGAAGAUAACGAUGAAGUACCUGAUUUACCAGGAACAUCCACACAGGGUCAAUACGGUUCCACUCCAGCUAAAUACUCACAUUCAGGAUUCAUAUCAAAGGGAUCAAACAUGAUGCAACCUGGAAACCGUAGCAGUUCUUCUACCUUACAUACCAAGGCUUCAAAUAUUUUACCAAUCGCAUAUAUACCUGGUGUAACUACUGUCGAUGGUAGAGGAAGAACUGUUGUCACAAAAGCUUUCAAAAAUCAUGCUUUAAAUACAACCGGUGAUGUACGUUCUCAUAUUACAUUGGGAUCGUCUAUCUUUGAUAGUAUCGACGGCGACUAUUUGAAUGAUGAUGAUAUCGGAAGUAGAAGAAGUGUAUUGGAAAGCAAUAGUAGUAGCAAUAGUAGCAGCAAUGGUUCUAAAAAGGGAAACAAGUCAAGUGAACAAUUAACUACCGCAAUUCGUGCAAGACCAAGAUUAGUAAAUAUUAAAGAAAAUGGAGAAGAAGGAGGAGAAGCAAUUAGAUCAUCAUCGGAGACAGGAGGAUUAGGACUAGGAGACGACUUCAUGGAAGGUAAAAGUUCUCAGUCAAUGGGAGAAGGCAGUGAUUACAACGGUGAACUCGACUUAACCGAUGAAUUCGAUAGGGCGGAAGAUGAUGACAGUUUUGUUCUUGAUGUUAAAAUAUGA
This is a messenger RNA of Vanderwaltozyma polyspora DSM 70294, 1131 nucleotides long. It is a transcript of the gene OPY2, whose product is annotated as Opy2p. The transcript has a single exon. The record is from RefSeq and is a predicted model, not a curated record. Lineage: Eukaryota; Fungi; Ascomycota; Saccharomycetes; Saccharomycetales; Saccharomycetaceae. Bases 1 to 1131 code for a protein of 376 amino acids.